This is a messenger RNA of Asparagus officinalis (garden asparagus), 2425 nucleotides long. RefSeq names its product BTB/POZ domain-containing protein At5g03250-like. Gene Ontology annotation, molecular function: protein binding. NCBI's taxonomy places the organism in Eukaryota, Viridiplantae, Streptophyta, Magnoliopsida, Asparagales, Asparagaceae. The record is from RefSeq and is a predicted model, not a curated record. The coding region runs from base 424 to 2286 and encodes 620 amino acids. The transcript has 4 exons.
UAGGGGUGACAACCGUUCGGGUCGGGUAAAAUUUGACACAAAUCCGAAAUCCGGAAUAAUAUUCUAGAAAUUGUCUGUCUGGUGUUUGUUGCUCCGCGGCCCCUUGAGACUCGGGCCAUCUCAAAACGCCUUCCCCUCUUCUCUCUCUCCACAGCCCAAGGGGGAGAAAAAAACAAUAAUAACAUAAUAAUAAUGAUAACGAUAAUAAUAAUAAUAAAAGGAAAAAAGAAAAAAAAAAGAAAACUUUAUCUCAGAUCUUUCCCAAUACUGAAUAUAAUUAUAAUAAGGUUCUCCACCCGGCUUCUUCUUCUUAUCCUACAGUCGAACGCAAAACACAAAGAAGCGUGAACAAUGAAGCUGCUUUUAUUUUAUUAAUUAAUAUUAUUGUUAUUAUCAAUAAAUCAAGAGGGAAGAUCCAAGGACAUGGCAACAAUGAAGCUGGGAUCCAAAUCUGAAGCCUUGCAACUUGAUGGAUGCACAUGGGUUUGUAAAAGUGAGCUUGUUAGUGAUGUUGUCAUUGAAGUGGGAGAAAUGUCCUUUCAUCUCCACAAGUUUCCUUUGCUGAACAGAAGUGGUCUGUUGAAAAAAAUGAUUAGUGAAUUCCAAAGUCCAGACGGGAAAUGUUGUGUGUUGCAGCUCCAUGACAUCCCUGGUGGUGCCCAGUCGUUUGAACUUGUAGCGAAAUUUUGUUAUGAUGUUAAGAUAGAACUCAAUGCUCUUAAUGUGGUCAGCCUACGAUGUGCAGCGGAGUUCCUUGGCAUGACUGAAGACUGUGUAGGUGGAAACCUUAUUUUGCAUACUGAGAACUUCCUGUAUGAAGUUUUCGACAGCUGGAAAGACUCCAUUAAAGCCCUUGAAACAUGUGAUGAAGGGAUUCUCUCCCAGGCUGAAGAGCUCCAUAUUGUGACAAGAUGCAUCAAUUCACUUGCAGUGAAGGCUUGUGCUGAUCCCUCUCUUUUUGGAUGGCCGGUGGUUGGAAGGAUUUCGAUGAAGAGCCCUGAAGACAGCAGCAGUAUUCCUUGGAAUGGCAUCUGUACAUUAGAAAAAUCAGUGAGCUCUGCAGGUGGAGGAGGAGGAGAUUGGUGGUAUGAAGAUGUAUCUUUCCUCAGUUUACCUCUGUACAAAAGACUAAUCCUGGCCAUGGAUUCAAAAGGGAUGAAGCCAGAAUAUAUUGCAGGAUCUCUCAUGUUCUAUUCCAGGAGAUUUCUUCCAGGCUUGACAAGGGCCUCGAGCUUCCGGGAAGGCCCCAACAGGAUCAAUCCUGCAGCAGUCUCAGCACCUACGGAGAGUGACCAGAAGGUUCUUCUUGAGGAGAUAGUUGGGUUGCUUCCCACGAAAAUGGGAGUGACCCCUACCAAGUUUCUGCUUCGACUGCUCCGGACCGCCAUGAUCCUACAUGCAAGCCCUUCUUGUCGGGAGAAUUUGGAGAAGAAAGUUGGAUCCCAGUUGGAUGAAGCUGCCUUGGAGGAUCUUCUCAUACCAAAUCUGGGCUACUCCAUGGAAACUCUUUAUGACAUCGAUUGUUUCCAGAGAAUCCUUGACCACUUCAUGCUCAGUGAUCAAUCAGCAUCCGCUAUUUCUACAACUUCUCCUGGCAUAACAACAGAUGAGCGUCAGCUUGCAAGCUCUUGUUUAUCCCUGACGCCAAUGACUAUGGUGGCAAAGCUUGUUGAUGGUUAUCUUGCAGAAGUUGCACCUGAUGUGAAUCUGAAAUUUCCGAAGUUCCAAUCACUAGCAGGUGUCAUCCCUGAAUAUGCGAGGCCUUUAGAUGAUGGAAUCUAUCGUGCAAUAGACAUAUAUCUAAAGUCGCAUCCAUGGCUGACAGACUCAGAAAGGGAGCAGCUUUGCCGACUAAUGAACUGUGAGAAGCUGUCAUUGGAAGCAUGCACACAUGCAGCACAGAAUGAGAGGUUGCCCCUCAGAGUUGUGGUGCAGGUCCUCUUCUUCGAGCAACUUCGCCUGCGAACCUCCAUUGCGGGAUGGUUCUUCGUCUCCUCUGACAACAACUCCCGUCCUCAUCAUCAUCCUCAUCCUCAUUCUCAUCCUCAUGGAGAAGCCCACAAGAAUGAUCUCUUCCCACCGACAGAUGACAUCACAAUAGAUGAUGAAAAGGAUAACGAUCAUCAUCAACUCUUAGCUGUUGACGAGAUGAGGUUGCGGGUCUCCGAGCUUGAGAGAGAGUGUUCCAGCAUGAAGCAAGAAAUUCGCAAGCUUGGCAAGCAAAAGACUGGAUGGGGUUUUUUCUCCAAAAGGUUUGGGCUUGGCUCCAAAUCACAUCUACUUUGAAAGACAAAUGAACCACUAGAGUUUUGUAGCUUACUUCACCCAACGAAAGAAGUUAAAUUUUCAUUUACAUAAAUCUCACAACAUUGGUUUAUUUUUCUUCUAUUUUGUUAUAUUUAUUUAUUUAUUCUUUUUUUGCAUA